CGCUUCUUGGGGCGAGGGGAAAACGACAAUGCUAUUCAAAGGGUUUGUAGGAAACACUAACUCACUGACGCAGUUGGACAGUGUAUUUCCCCGCUUUAAGGACAGCCCAUCAUUCCAGUCCAUGAAUAAGCUAGAAGCAUGCAAGAAAAAAGGAAAUUUGGCGGCUAGUUCUCGGGCCGAAGCUUUUGAUACCCUUUCGUACCGAUCUUUAAUUGGCGGUGCAGCAAAAAAUAGGGCUUUUUGUUCAUAAAAACGACCAAUCAUGGCUAUAUACAGAACACAUUGAAUAUGCUCUAUGGGGACGGAUACGCUUCUUUCGAUAAAAUCAUUAUACUCUCUGCAAGGGUAUACAAGAGUUUAACAAAGCCAACCGACAAAAAAAAAACACAAAAAACAAAGAUACAUAUGUAGAUAAAAGAUUUGUACGUUUGUAUGAGAAGAGAGUGGUUGGAGACAGAAAACCAAGUGACAAAGGGGAGAAGAAGAAAUCAAAUAGAGGCUUUUAAAAAGUGCCUUUUAGAUGACACUUUCCGAAGGUGAAAAAACAAACACAAAAACAAAAACAAACAGACAUGAAAUGAAGUUGCGGAAGAGUAAGCACAGAAAGAAACAGACGAGUUUUCACCGGAAUAUGCAUAUCGCUUUCUUUGACCACUCACGCAUCGCACUCUCUCUCCCGCUCUGACCUACGCCGCAGAGUUGGGGGGCCGCCGCCACCAGUCAAUUCUAACCUCAAAAACUUGUCUAUGCACAGGGCGCCCACGGACCGCAAGAAGGAGCACAUCAAACGUCCGAUGAACGCGUUCAUGGUCUGGGCCCAGGCAGCUCGUCGCGUCAUGUCCAAGCAGUAUCCGCAUCUGCAGAACUCUGAGCUGAGCAAAUCGCUGGGCAAGUUGUGGAAAAAUCUGAAGGAUAGCGAUAAGAAGCCGUUUAUGGAAUUCGCCGAGAAGCUGCGCAUGACGCACAAGCAGGAGCAUCCCGACUACAAGUACCAGCCGCGUCGCAAGAAGGCAAGGGUCAUGCCCCAGCAUCAGGGAGAAGGCAUAGCCCCCUCAGCCACAGCCGCAGCGGCCGGCGCUUCCCCGAUGACGGUCGGUGCCAGGCAGCAGAGGAGCUCGAACUCGGGCGGGGUGUCCUCCAGUGGCCAGAGGCGUGUUCCGAAGGUAAACGGAUCCAAUCUGUGCUCCACAGCGGGGUCCAGCUCCAGUUCCAACUCCACCUCCACCUCCGCCUCCACCUCGGAUGUCUUCAGCAACGAGGCCUUCAUGAAGUCCCUGAACAGUGCCUGCGCCGCCAGCCUCAUGGAGCAGGGGCUUAGCCUGAACAGUGAACCGGGCCUGGACUCGCCCUGCUCCACGGCCAGCUCCCUUUCCUCGCUCACACCGCCGGCCACGCCGUACAGCGGCUCCUCCGCGAAGCCCACCGCAGGAGGCGUCUCCUUGAACAGCUCCAGCCUGCUGCUGCGGCAGCUGAGCGAGCCGAGCAGUAAUGGUGGCAAUACGGAUUACGGGGUCCUGCUGGAUGCUGGCCGGGAGUACAUAGCCCUGGGCGACGUCAACUACGGCCAGCAGCAGCAGCAGCAGACGCAGGGGGCCCCUGAGAUGGAUUUCCUGGAGAACAUCAACGGCUAUGCAGGCUAUGCGGGCAAUGGUCGGGGCGUGAAUUAUCCCGGCUAUGCUUACACUCCCGCUGGAGGAGGAGCAGUGGGUCUCGGAGUGGGGGAUUUCCAAGAGCAACAGCAGCAGCAGCAGCAGCAGCCGCAUCCGCAGGCCACAACGAGCGUCAGCGCGUCACAGGCCAGUGGAGCCUUAAAUUACAAGUCAGCCACUGACAUCGAUCCCAAGGAAAUUGACCAGUAUCUCAUGGAUCAAAUGCUGCCCAUGACGCACCAUCACUCGCCGCCUUUGAACUCCUCCGCCUCGCUCUCCUCGGCCUGCUCCAGCGCCAGUGCCAGCUCCCAGGCGGUCGUCGAGUGUGCGGCCUACUAUGAGCAGUUGGGCUACCUCCCUUCCGCCCAGAGUCAGAGCACGAACUUUGGCCCCCAGCACCAUGCAACAUAUGUUUCUGCGGUUCCACCACUCGCUCCGCAUCCGCAUCCACAUCCCUCUGCCUUGAGUGUGCCUGCAACCGUAACGCAGCAGGAACUGCAAUCCCAUUCGCAUCCCCAGCAGCAGGAGCAGCACCAGCACCAGCACCAGAACCCAUCGCAGCAUCAUCUUUGGGGCACUUACACUUAUGUCAAUCCCUAAGAUACUUCAUUUGCACAUUUGUUGUCCUGCGUUGGAGCGCUCCCCCUCUUUAUGGGUCACUCGAAUGGCUUUCGUUUAUUGGUUUAUUGUCUGUGCAAUGUCUGUGUGUGCAUGUGUGUCUGUGUCUGUGUGUGUGUGUGUGUAUGUGUCAGUCUGUCUGUGUGAAGAGUAUCUGUGUGCGUUGAGCUCGAGGGUCUUUUUGGGAGGAUUUUGUGCAAUUUAAGCUAAUCGCUGCGAUUUUCCUUUAUGUCUGCAUUCCCCUCAUCAAUAUGCGACUCGGAUGGGAAUUUAUUUUCUCAAAUGAAAUGCGAAAACAAAUGCAAGACAAUUCCAUAGCAAAAUUACUUCAAUUGCCUAUCAAAUGUUCUUUUAUUUCAAAGAAAAUACCUCGAAACUGAUGAUGCUUGAAUUCAUAGCUAAAUGGAAGAAAUACAAUAAAUGCAGAUAGUUUUAGCAAACUCUAAAAAUUUAAUUAAAAUAAAUAAUACUAAGUGUAUACGGAAUUGUAUGAAAAAUGUGUACAAUUAAAUACGAAAUA
This is a messenger RNA of Drosophila pseudoobscura, 2787 nucleotides long. It is a transcript of the gene Sox100B, whose product is annotated as Sox100B. Gene Ontology annotation, molecular function: RNA polymerase II cis-regulatory region sequence-specific DNA binding; DNA-binding transcription factor activity, RNA polymerase II-specific. The record is from RefSeq and is a predicted model, not a curated record. The transcript is spliced from 4 exons. Lineage: Eukaryota; Metazoa; Arthropoda; Insecta; Diptera; Drosophilidae. Gene Ontology annotation, biological process: regulation of transcription by RNA polymerase II. Bases 747 to 2249 code for a protein of 500 amino acids. Gene Ontology annotation, cellular component: nucleus.